GCCCCGCGUGGCCAUGCCUUGGGCCAUGCUGUCAGGCUUGUCGGUCCGCUGCAGUAGUGCCAGCGGCUCGCCAGACGAUGCCCGCCAAGUCCCUCAUCCUGCUCGGCCUUCUAGCCGCCGUCUCGACAGCGGCCGGCGAGUGCGACUGGGUCUUCGACGAGUUCCAGUGCAAGGACGGCAGCAAGUGUAUCGCUGGAUACGAAAGGUGCAACGGUCACAGAGACUGCCCCGACGGCUCCGACGAGGUCCGCUGCCUGCGUGCUCUCCCCAGCGUGGCGCUGCCCGCCAACGCCUCAGUCACGGCCCGCGUGCAGCUCGGGGAGGAACACAAGCACAUCCAGCUGUACCUGUGCGGCGCCCAGCACUGCAGCCUCAUGGAGCUGUUCGGCGAAGGGGACGACGGCUUUUUGAGAUACUGGUCAUACACUAACUGCACCCGCCGCGGCAGAAGCUGCGACGCCCCUACGUACCGCAGGGAUGGCGACUACCUACACUUCGAGGAGGGCGAGUUGGUGCUGGAGGUGCAGCACCGGCCCGGGCAGCUUGCUGUGUGGCGGCUGGGCCGGCCGGACGACGAGGCGGUGGUCGCCGUGGGGGCGGACUACGCAAGGCUCAGGGUCAGGCCGUACAACUGGGCCACCGACAUGCCCGUGCAGUUCACCGUGUCGCGGUUCAAGAAGGGGGCAGCUUGUACAAAUCAGGGGGAGUAAGGCGGGGUUCUUCUUUUGCGCGAUGUCUCUUCUUGAAGCCAAGUGACAAAUAUACAAGGGAAUACAGAGAAUGAAGUUGAAAUAAAGGAAGAGAGAAAUGGAGAAAUGUGCAGUAUGGGUUGACAUUUAAUGCACAUUAGUGGGUUGGUAAGACAGGUGCCGAUUAAUUACUUUGAAAGUAAAUAUUAGAGCAAGAAGCAACUUUUGUAAACAUUUGAAGUGUCAACAACAUAGAGAUUUUAAGCUAAGUUGAGGUCGAAGAAAAUUUAUACUAUGCAAGUAUUGAAAAUAAACUUUGAAAAUCUAAA
Messenger RNA from Thrips palmi, 1018 nucleotides. Its product is annotated as low-density lipoprotein receptor-related protein 1-like. Bases 78 to 710 code for a protein of 210 amino acids. The transcript has 4 exons. NCBI's taxonomy places the organism in Eukaryota, Metazoa, Arthropoda, Insecta, Thysanoptera, Thripidae. The record is from RefSeq and is a predicted model, not a curated record. Gene Ontology annotation, molecular function: protein binding.